CUCUCUCUCUCUCUCCGCCAAAACCCUCUCUCUCUCUUCAAAGGCUUCUCCUUCUCCACUGCAAGCGCAAACUAUCGUCCGGGAAUCCAUCCGAGAAUACAGAAGACAUCUCUCUCCCCCCCCCCCCCCCUCUCUCUCACUCUGUUCGUGUUCGUUGUGUAAUCUUCUUCUCGUGCAUUCGUGCAUUCAUUGUGUUGGGUGAUUCUCUGAUAAGAUUCUGAAUCAUUGAGGGAGAGAAUCAUUGAGUGAGAGAGGACUUGGGAUUUCUCGAGGUCACUGAGCUAUGGCUGCGAGGAAACUAUUCAGAGAUUAUUUGGCCAAAAGGGUUUCUUCGAGCUCUAUUGGAGGGGGCGCCAGACGUUACUGCUCCUCUUCUUCUUCCUCUGCUUCUUCAUCUGCUGCUGCUUCAGAGUCUUACCCCAGAAUCCCGCAUUUCUCCAAACGAGGGAGACUGCUGACUGGAGCCACCAUAGGAUUGGUAAUAGCAGGCGGAGCUUAUGUGAGUACUGUAGAUGAGGCAACUUUCUGCGGUUGGCUAUUCUCAGCGACCAAACUCGUCAAUCCAUUGUUUGCUCUUCUGGAUGCUGAAUUCGCUCAUACACUUGCGGUAUCAGCUGCUGCACGGGGCUGGGUCCCAAGGGAGAAACGGCCUGAUCCAUCAAAUUUGGGACUGGAGGUUUGGGGAAGGAAGUUCUCAAAUCCUGUGGGUCUCGCUGCUGGAUUUGAUAAAAAUGCUGAGGCUGUCGAAGGUUUAUUAGGGAUGGGCUUUGGCUUUGUAGAGGUUGGCUCCGUAACCCCUGUUCCACAGGAAGGUAACCCAAAGCCACGAAUCUUCAGAUUGCGCAAAGAAGGUGCUAUUAUAAAUCGAUGUGGGUUUAACAGUGAAGGCAUUGUGGUGGUAGCCAAGCGACUCGGUGCCCAACAUGGUAAAAGGAAGUUGGAUGAGACUUCUAGUACAUCGCCUGUGUCUGGCGAUGAUGUAAAACAUGGAGGAAAAGCUGGUCCUGGCAUUCUCGGUGUGAACCUUGGGAAGAAUAAGACGAGUGAAGAUGCUGCAGCAGAUUAUGUGCAGGGGGUCCAUACAUUGUCACAAUAUGCAGAUUAUUUGGUGAUUAAUGUCUCUUCUCCAAAUACUCCAGGACUGCGCAUGCUUCAAGGAAGAAAGCAGUUGAAAGAUCUUGUUAAGAAGGUUCAAGCUGCCCGUGAUGAAAUGCAAUGGGCUGAGGACGGUUCACCUCCAUUGCUUGUCAAGAUUGCUCCAGACUUGUCCAAAGAAGACCUUGAGGAUAUUGCUGCGGUUGCCCUUGCUCUCCGCCUCGAUGGACUGAUCAUAUCAAACACAACAAUUUCACGGCCGGAUCCUGUCAAACAAAAUCCAGUAUCUGAGGAGGCUGGUGGUUUGAGUGGAAAACCUCUUUUUAAUUUGUCCACAAAUAUCCUAAGGGAAAUGUAUAUUUUAACGAGGGGGAAGAUUCCUCUGAUCGGCUGUGGUGGUAUAAGCAGUGGUGAAGAUGCAUACAAGAAAAUAAGAGCGGGUGCGACACUGGUUCAGCUUUACACAGGAUUUGCUUAUGUGGGUCCUGCUCUCAUUCCAAAGAUAAAGGCUGAACUAUCCAAGUGCUUACAAAGGGACGAUUUCAAGAACAUAUUGGAAGUAGCGGGGACAGAUUGCAUAUUGUGUUUGCAGGUUUUCCUUCACCCGGCCUCAUGAUCUUCACCCAUUUGAAUGAGUUCUCUAUUUCAUUUGAUAUAUAUAUAUAUAUAUAUACUCUUAUGAAAUGUUUUGGUUUCGAAUGUAUUUCCAUUUUUUUGUCAUUCCCAUUUUUAUUUCACCCUUCCUUAUUGUUGGGUUGCAGAUCUUUCUCCGCUUGUAUCAUAUGAGAAUUUUGUUGUCUGUUAACAAUGAAGUUGUGAAGGGAUAAUACAUUUGUGCCAGUGGACUCUUU
Molecule: messenger RNA, 1946 nt
Organism: Punica granatum (pomegranate)
Lineage: Eukaryota; Viridiplantae; Streptophyta; Magnoliopsida; Myrtales; Lythraceae
Source: RefSeq, a predicted model, not a curated record